AGCGUUGCCCCCCACAUGCAGCAGGAUUUUUCAUUCCCAAGGAGUGUCUGGAUGGAGGAGGAGGAAAAGCCCCGGAGAUCCCACCCGAGGAGGGGCUGCAAACCCAGGGCAGGGAGCUGCGAGGAGGAAAGAUCCCCCCUGUGCCAGGAGGGUGGCCGGAGAUGCAGGCGGAGCUCAGAGCUGGGGGAGAAGCCUGAUGGAGGGGAGAAGCCCCACAAGUGCCUGGAAUGUGGGAAGGGUUUCAGAUACAGCUGCCUCCUGAUCCAGCACCAGGUGAUCCACAGUGGGGAACGGCCCUACGAGUGUGGGGAGUGUGGGAAGAGCUUCAGCCACAGCUCCGGCCUGGUCCUGCACAAGAGGAUCCACACUGGGGAGAAGCCCUACGAGUGUGGGGAGUGUGGGAUGAGCUUCCGGUACAGGUCCAGCCUGAUUCAACACAAGAGGAUCCACACUGGGGAACGGCCUUAUGAGUGUGGGCAGUGUGGGAAGAGCUUCAGGCAGAGCUCUUUACUGGUGCAGCACCAGGUGAUCCACACCAGAGAGGGGCCCUACACCUGUUUGGAAUGUGGGAAGAGCUUUGCAUGGAGCUCCGGCCUGAGAAAACACCAGCGCUCCCACACUGGGGAGAGGCCCUACGAGUGUCCUGAGUGUGGGAAGAGGUUUAAGACCAGCUCCCAUCUCCUCGUACAUCAGCGGAGUCACACAGAGGAGAGGCCCUUCCGCUGCCCUGACUGCGGGCAGGGCUUCAAGCACAACUCCACCCUCAUCAUGCACCGACGCUCCCACACCGGGGAGAGGCCCUACAAGUGUCCCCAGUGUGGAAAGAGGUUUCAGACCAGCUCUGUUCUCCUGGUACAUCAGCAAAUUCACACGGACGAGAGGCCCUUCCGCUGCCCUGACUGCGGGAAGGGCUUCAAGUUUAACUCCAACCUCACUGUCCACCGGCGUAUCCACACCGGGGAGAGGCCCUACGAGUGUCCCCAGUGUGAGAAGAGCUUCUCACAGAGCUCAGCCUUGAUCCGACACCAACGGAGUCACCACUAAGGGAAGCCCUGUGAGUGCCCCGAGAGCGGGAAGAGCUCCGUGCGCUGCUCCAGCUCCAUCCCCCAUGGGAGGAUCGGCGUUGGAUGAUCCCCAGUGACCCCCGUUGGGCAGAGCCCUGGUGAUCCGUGGUUCUGGUGAUCCCUGUUGGGAAGACACCUGGCUGGGAUGCUCCACAUCUUCCUGUCUCCCCGUGGGCACCUGGAUGAAUGCAGGGGCAGGAACAUCCAUGGGGACACAGACUGACACUGGGAAUUCCUUGGGGAGAGUGGAUUUGUUGACUUUCAACCCCAGAAAAUCUUUAGGGUUCAAUGCUAUCUCCUGGUGGUAUCAAGAAAUACUGGAUGGUCUUGUGUUGUUAUGGUUUUCGGACGGCACAGAAAUAACAACAUGACUCUCCAUGAUGGUAAAGAUGAGAGCAAACUUUAUUCUUCUAAAUUCUACUUUUAUAGAGUAGUUCGGUAUAAAGAACAUGAUUGGUUAUUCAGCGUCUACACUCUUUUGUAAAUAUUUCUUUUUAGUAAACAUGUUGGAAAAACACCACUUGCGGAUGGUUUCUCACUUCCCAAGGUUU
Messenger RNA from Prinia subflava (tawny-flanked prinia), 1615 nucleotides. RefSeq names its product zinc finger protein 239-like. The record is from RefSeq and is a predicted model, not a curated record. NCBI's taxonomy places the organism in Eukaryota, Metazoa, Chordata, Aves, Passeriformes, Cisticolidae. The coding region runs from base 16 to 1044 and encodes 342 amino acids. The transcript has 2 exons.